Molecule: messenger RNA, 1392 nt
Organism: Sphaeroforma arctica JP610
Lineage: Eukaryota; Ichthyosporea; Ichthyophonida
Exons: 2
Coding region: 1-1392 (463 amino acids)
Biological process (GO): carbohydrate metabolic process
Cellular component (GO): membrane
Molecular function (GO): hydrolase activity, acting on carbon-nitrogen (but not peptide) bonds; calcium ion binding
Source: RefSeq, a predicted model, not a curated record
AUGUAUUGUCUACAUAUUUCUUCUGGUCUAUUUGCACUAGUCAGCAGCUUUGCUGCACUGACUCUGGCUCAGCCCGUGGGUACGCAGCAACCUCUCACAUAUACUAGUAAUGGUUAUAUAGGUAACACCUGGAUCGAAGAUUUUUGGACCACUAAUGACAAUGUCUACUGGCGCUGCACCCGUCCCGGUCUAAUCGCCAUCACCUACGACGAUGGACCAGCUAUAGAGCUUUCUUCUUCUGACCGCACAUACAAGGCCCUCGAUCUCCACUCCCGCUUGGGCGUACCCGCCACCUUCUUCGUCCUGGGCAAGUACACCGAUGAGGACGACCCCGCGUUGCAACAGAAAAUCCACGACGUGCUUCAACGUAUGGUGGAUGAGGGACAUCAAAUCGCGCACCACUCUGUAACGCAUGAGCGUAUCACGGAGAACCCCAAUUUUAUUGCUGAACUCGAGGAGCAGAAUGCUUGGUUUGCUGCCAACUUUGUGUACGGAGAUAUUCUUCGUAGCUCGAGCGGUGUCAGAUAUGUGCGACCUCCCUACCUCGAUAUGGACGAUUUGAGCGCCAAUGCGCUUGGGGCCGCCGGCUAUAAGGUCGUACAACGCUCGGCAUCCAGCAAAGAUACAACAGAGGGAAACACCGCGGACAUAGGAAGUUCUCAUAUUUGGUGUGAUACCGAGUCAGGCUACAGCUGCCCCACAGAAUACCCUGCGCCGCUGAAUGCAGAAAUCUCUGUGUCCCAGAAUUCUUGGAUAGGUCUCUUUCAUGACAGGGGGGCGGCGUUUGACUCCUCCAUCACCGCCGAGUUCAUGAUUACGCGUGCGCGUCAGAUGGGCUACCGCUUUGUGACUGUCGCUGAAUGCCUCGGGGAUAGUCCUCUCUGCUCGUGUCCGGGGAAUGCUUUCUGUGAUGAGAAUCGCGAUUGCUUUUGCAACGAAGGCUACACCAUGAUUUCAAAUCAGUGCGUUGAGAACGCGGACGAAUGUCUGCCUGAGCUUUCUUGCCCACCCGGAAGUAUUCGACUGGGGAACAAGUGCGUGUGCGAGGACGGCUUUCAAAUGAACGCCGAUCUGACCUGUGAUGACAUUGACGAAUGCCUGACCGACGGCAUCUGCUCAUUGACACCGGGUUCGGAGUGUAUCAACACUCCCGGUUCGUUCACCUGCGCGUGCCCAGAGAACACAGCCUUGUUGAACGGGCACUGUAUCACGACGGGGUGUUCCGGGUGCCCACCGAACGCUGAUGGCUAUUUGAAAGACGGUGGGGGAGCAUGUGUGGACAUUGAUGAGUGUGCGCUCGAUGCAUGCGCCGCUAUGACGAACACCGAAUGUGUAAAUACAGACGGUUCCUAUGUCUGCCAAUGCCAACUCUUCUGGCUGGGACCAGCUUGA